AUGAUAGAACAGUCCCUUAUAAGCGUUAAUGACAGCAAAAGUAUACAGAAAAAGGAGACGGAAGAUCAGCAAGCAGAAGAUCUCCUUUAUAUAGUAUUUUCUAAAUCACAAGAAUACAUUGACUCUUUUAUAGCCAUUCUUAAUAAAAAUGGAUACGAUUUUAUCGUCAAAACACUUCUGGAAGAUCCAGCUGAUCAGGCUCCCAAAGAUCCUCAGGCAAAUGCAUCCGAAUCAGAAUAUGAAAAGGUUCUCAAAAAAUGCUUCAGCGAAAUGAAAGCUGACCUACAAAAACAACAGGAUGAAAAUGCACAAAAACAAGUCGAAUUGAUGGAACAACAUAAGUCAGAAUUAAAAGAAGAUUUCAAAGCAGAAUUAGCUGACCUAAAACAAACCGAGGAGCAGAGGGAAAAAAAUGAGGAAAAAAUAAAGAGUCUUGAAACCCAGGUGAAUGCCUUGGAGAAGAAGUUAGACGAAGAACGCGCAAAAAAAGACGGGAGACGAUCUGGUAAGAGAAUUAAAGAAUUGGAAAAGGAAAGAGAUGAACUUAAAGCCGCUUUGACAAAAGUGAAGCAUGACAAUUUCUAUCUUCGAAAUGUUGUCAAUGACGUCCAAGACAAAAAGCAGACUAACAA
Pecten maximus is the source of this 632-nucleotide messenger RNA. RefSeq names its product septin-11-like. The annotation marks the transcript as partial. NCBI's taxonomy places the organism in Eukaryota, Metazoa, Mollusca, Bivalvia, Pectinida, Pectinidae. The transcript is spliced from 3 exons. The record is from RefSeq and is a predicted model, not a curated record.